Messenger RNA from Acanthosepion pharaonis, 1680 nucleotides. Lineage: Eukaryota; Metazoa; Mollusca; Cephalopoda; Sepiida; Sepiidae. The record is from the annotation of a GenBank genome assembly.
AUGCAUUUCUUUGAAUUUGCUUCAUUCUUUAUUUCUCUCAGUUCUUUGAAUGUUCUUUAUUUCCUAUUGCAGCCAAUAUCAUUCUUCAUUCUUUUUUUUAUCUAUCUCAAUUUUUCACUUAACCUCAUUCAUUUUUCUCUAUUUCCUUCACUUGCUUCUUUUCACCAAGAUAUUUCCUUUUCUUUCUCUCCUCAUCUCCCCAAUAUUCUCUUUGUUUUAUUUUUUCAAUCUCUCCUACACCCAGAGAAUGCUACCGAUCUUAACUAUUACACACAUAUUCGACUUCUUUCGGAUAAAGAAAGUUUUCUAUUGAGCACACAUCUGGGGUUUUUUACCAUAUUUUCUCUUUCUCUCUUCUCGAUUUCCUCUCUCUCUUUUCUUCUGACGUUUCUCUCUUUCUAUCAUCUCUUUGUUUCUUUCUGUCUCGUCCUGAUUCUUUCUGGGUUUUUUUUCUUUAAACCGCUUCUAUUUCCAUUGCUUUUCACUGACAUGUCUGCUUUCUCUCUCUACUUCUGUAUUUUUCGCUCGCUCCCUCUCACACACUCCUUCCCUCUCUCUUAUCUGUCCUCUUUCUCUUUUUACCUUAUCCCCCUUUCUCUCACACGCAUAUCCUUCCACAGGUAUUUGCUUUCUCUCUAUUAUCUUCCUCUCACUCUCUCAAUUAUAUUCUUUCCUCUCUACUACGUCCCUCCUUUUCUCUCUCCCACUUAUACCCCUUUCUCUCUCUCCCGGUUAUACACUCUCUAUCUUUCCCAUUUUUCUUCGACAUAUGAUGCACACAAUAUUAUUGCAAACAAUAUUAUUACAUCUUCUCACGUCAGUCAUGGAUUAAAUAGCAGGGCAAACUUUCUAUUUCUUUCUUCACUCCGUUUUUUCUCUCUCUCUCUCUCUCUCCUACCUGCUUUCUCUCUCUCCCCUAUCUGUUUUCUCUCUCUCCUACCUCUCUCUCCCUAUCUGCUUUCUCUCUCUCUCUCCUACCUGCUUUCUCUCUCUUAUCUGCUUUUUCUCCUAUCUGCUUUCUCUCUCUCUCUCCUAUCUGCUUUCUCUCUCUCUCUCCUACCUGCUUUCUCUCUCUCCGAUCUGCUUUCUCUCUCUCCCCUACCUCUCUCUCCUACCUGCUUUCUCUGUCUCUCUUAUCUGUCUCUCUCUCCCCUACCUCUCUCUCAUAUCUGCUUUCUCUCUCUCUCCUAUCUGCUUUCUCUCUCUCCCAUACUUUUCUCUCCUAUCUGCUUUCUCUCUCUCCUACCUGCUUUCUCUCCCUCCUAUCUGCUUUCUCUCUCCCCUACCUCUCUCUCCUAUCUGCUUUCUCUCUCUCCCCUACCUCCUCUCUCUCUACCUGCUUUCUCUCUCUCUCUCUCUCUCUAUCUGCUUUCUCUCUCUCCAUACUUUUCUCUCCUAUCUGCUUUCUCUCUCUCCUACCUGCUUUCUCCCUCCCAUCUGCUUUCUCUCUCCCCUACCUCUCUCUCCUAUCUGCUUUCUCUCUCUCCCCUACCUCUCUCUCCUACCUGCUUUCUCUCUCUCUCUCUCUCUCCUAUCUGCUUUCUCUCUCUCCCCUACCUCUACUUAUCUGCCUUCUCUCUCUUUCCUUGCAGAGUCCAAGUCCCAAAGAAUAAAUGGCAAAUAAAUGUGUCACGUGAAGCCAGGUCACGCCAAUCAGUCUCUGUGUUCAUCGACAGAUAA